Morus notabilis is the source of this 516-nucleotide messenger RNA. Its product is annotated as pentatricopeptide repeat-containing protein At1g06143. Lineage: Eukaryota; Viridiplantae; Streptophyta; Magnoliopsida; Rosales; Moraceae. The transcript has a single exon. Gene Ontology annotation, molecular function: RNA binding; protein binding. The record is from RefSeq and is a predicted model, not a curated record. Bases 1 to 516 code for a protein of 171 amino acids. Gene Ontology annotation, biological process: RNA modification.
AUGCCUACUAGAGAUCUUAUCAUGUGGACUAUUAUGAUUCGUGCGUAUUCCGAGGGCGGUAACGCUUAUGAGUCGUUGGGUCUGUUUGAUUUAAUGAUGGAAAAUGGUGUACCUCUUGAUAAGUUCGCUGUGGUUACGGUCGUUUCUGCCUGUGCAAAGUUGGGGGCCAUGAAUAAGGCCAGGCUUGUGCGUGAUUAUGUACGCGGGAAAAAGUUUCCAUUGGAUGUGGUUUUGGGGACGGCCAUGAUUGAUAUGUAUUCAAAGUGCGGGUGUAUUGAUUAUGCAAGGGAUGUGUUUGUUGAAAUGAGAGAAAAGAAUGUUGUUUCUUGGAGUACCAUGAUUGCAGCUUGUGGUUACCAUGGGCGUGGUAGGGAAGCAAUUGAUGAAUUUUAUAUGAUGUUGAGGAGUAGGACAUUGCCAAAUGCAAUAACCUUUGUUUCGUUGUUGUUUGCUUGUAGUCAUGCGGGUUUGAUUGAAGAAGGUCUUCGGUUUUUCUCAUCGAUGUGGGAGGAGUAA